AUGGCUUCUAUCAGCAUUGAUAGACCUUCGUCUGCAGCGACAACUCUCCGCCGCAAGAUCGAAUCCGGGGAAUUCAUUCUCGCUCCGGGGGUAUACGAUGGCUUUUCCGCACGAAUCGCCCUAGAAGUCGGCUUUGACGCAUUAUACAUGACCGGAGCCGGCACGAGCGCCUCUAUGCAUGGCCACGCCGACCUGGGACUGUGCACCUUGAAUGACAUGCGCCAGAAUGCGGAGAUGAUCGCCAAUCUGUCCACAACCACGCCGCUGAUUGCGGACGUGGACACGGGCUAUGGCGGACCCAUCAUGGUGGCGCAAAUGACCGAGCAAUAUGUACGCUCGGGCGUGGCGGCCUUCCACCUGGAGGAUCAGGUCCAGACCAAGCGAUGCGGCCAUCUCGCCAGGAAAAUCCUGGUGGAUUUGGAUACCUAUGUGAGCCGCAUUCGCGCGGCCGUCCAGGCGCGCAGGAGAAUCCAGAGCGACAUCGUCAUUAUUGUCCGGACGGAUGCGCUGCAAAAGUUCGGCUAUCACGAAUCCUUGAAUCGGCUGCGUGCCGCGCGCGACGUCGGGGCCGACGUCGGUUUUCUUGAAGGCAUCCGGUCGGUCGAAGAGGCCCGUCAGAUCGUGACUGAUCUGGCUCCGUGGCCGGUCUUGCUGAACCUGGUCGAACAUGCCUCGACCCCAACCGUUUCGGCGGCGCAGGCGCGCGAGUGGGGGUUCCAGAUCAUGAUUGUCCCAUUGGUAACACUAUCAUCUGCCUACCAAGCGAUGAAGAAGGGCUUGGAGAAUCUCAAAGAGACCGGUUUGCCGAAUACGGCCUUCUCGCCUCAGCAGCUCUUUCGGGUGUGUGGAUUGGACGAGUCGAUCCAGAUCGAUUCUGCGGCAGGAGAAGCCUCAUUGGUUGAUCUCAAGCAUCAUCUGUAG
This is a messenger RNA of Penicillium cinerascens, 921 nucleotides long. Its product is annotated as isocitrate lyase/PEP mutase family protein. Bases 1 to 921 code for a protein of 306 amino acids. Gene Ontology annotation, molecular function: catalytic activity. NCBI's taxonomy places the organism in Eukaryota, Fungi, Ascomycota, Eurotiomycetes, Eurotiales, Aspergillaceae. The record is from RefSeq and is a predicted model, not a curated record. The transcript is spliced from 2 exons.